CCAUCAGUCAGGAGAUGAUCAUUUGAAAGCUGUUAAACCGCCCCUGACUUUGAUAAACCCCUUUUAAAAAGUUUUACCUUUCAAUCUCUCUUCUUUCUCUUUGAAUUUCUUUUGCCCAUUUUGUUUGAAAUCUUCAAACAGACAAAGGCAGAGACUUCAAUAGAACCCAGAAGAAUCUCGUUAGAAAAGAAAAACCCAGAACGGUUAUACUUUCGGAGAAAACAGAGGAAGGCAAAAAUGGAAGAAGGCAACAGUAACGACAGCAAAGUAAACAAUGUGGCUAGAGCCAUUGUUGCAGCCCUUGAUUGGAACUCUACUCCUGAUGCUCGCAAAGCUGCCGUGUCUUACCUUGAAUCCAUCAAAGCAGGAGAUAUACGAAUUUUGGCAAACACAUCAUUCCUUUUAGUCAAAAAAAAUUGGUCUUCAGAAAUUCGGUUACAUGCAUUUAAAAUGCUACAGCACUUAGUUCGGUUGCGGUGGGAGGAAUUUGGUCCUUUAGAACGUAAGAACUUUGCGAAUGUUGCUGUUGAGUUAAUGUCUGAAAUUGCAGAUCCUUGUGAGGAAUGGGCUUUGAAAAGUCAAACAGCCGCCCUUGUCGCUGAGAUGGUUAGAAGAGAAGGACUAAAUCUAUGGCAAGAGCUGCUUCCCUCUCUAGUUUCCCUAUCUAGCAAGGGUCCUGUACAAGCUGAGUUGGUCUCAAUGAUGCUAAGAUGGCUUCCUGAAGAUAUUACUGUGCACAACGAAGAUUUGGAAGGUGAUCGACGUAGAUUACUGUUACGUGGGCUUACUCAAUCUUUGCCAGAAAUUUUGCCACUACUAUACACAUUAUUGGAAAGGCAUUUUGGAGCUGUAUUAAGUGAGGUGAGUAGGCAACAACUUGACAUUGCAAAACAGCAUGCAGCUGCUGUAACAGCUACUCUAAAUGCUGUCAAUGCCUAUGCCGAAUGGGCUCCUUUGCCUGAUCUUGCUAAAUACGGCAUCAUUCAUGGGUGUGGUUUCCUACUGUCGUCUCCUGAUUUUCGUCUUCAUGCUUGUGAGUUUUUCAAACUUGUCUCUCCAAGAAAGAGACCUGCUGAUGAUGCUGCUUCUGAAUUUGAUUCUGCAAUGAAUAGCAUCUUUCAGAUCUUGAUGAAUGUAUCCAGAGAAUUUUUAGUCAGAUCUAGCUCUACAGGUGGGGCUAUAGAUGAAAGUGACUGUGAAUUUGCAGAAUAUGUAUGUGAAAGCAUGGUGUCUUUGGGUUCCUCAAACUUGCAAUGUAUUGUCGGAGAUAGCACUACACUCUCUCUUUAUUUACUACAGAUGCUGGGGUUCUUUCAACAUUUUAAGCUGGCUCUUCAUUAUCAAUCCCUGCAAUUUUGGUUGGCACUAAUGAGGGAUUUGAUGUCAAAGCCAAAGCUUCAUUCAGCUGGAGAUGGUUCAGCUGUUACCAAUGUGGAUUCUACUUCAGCGCAGGUUGAUAAUGAAAAGAGAAAGAUUUUAAGUUUUCUGAAUGAUGAUAUUUGUAGUGCAAUUCUGGAUAUAUCUUUCCAACGCAUGCUUAAAAAAGAAAAGCUUAUGACUGGAACAGCCCUCUCUCUGGGGGUUUUGGAGUUGUGGAGUGACGAUUUUGAGGGCAAGGGUGAUUUUGGCCAGUACCGUUCUAGGCUGCUUGACUUAAUCAAGUUUAUUGCUUCAAACAAGCCCCUUGUGGCUGGUGCUAAAAUUUCUGAAAGAAUUAUUAUGAUCAUUAAGAACCUCUUGAAUUCACCAAUGCCUGCUCAGGUCUUAGUUGUGAUGGAAAGCAUGCAAGUGGCUCUGGAAAAUGUUGUUAGCUCUAUAUUUGAUGGAUCAAAUGAGUUUGCCGGUGGUGGUUCAGAAGUUCACCUGGCUUUGUGUAGAAUAUUUGAAGGUUUACUUCGGGAACUUCUUUCUUUAAAUUGGACUGAGCCUGCCCUUGUGGAAGUACUUGGACGCUAUCUAGAUGCAAUGGGUCCCUUCCUCAAGUAUUUCCCAGAUGCAGUUGGCAGUGUCAUCAAUAAGCUUUUUGAGCUCCUAAAUUCACUUCCUUUCGUUGUUAAGGAUCCUUCAACAAGCAGUGCACGACAUGCAAGGUUGCAGAUUUGUACAUCAUUUAUUCGAAUGGCCAAAGCUGCUGACAAAAGUAUUCUGCCUCACAUGAAGGGUAUUGCUGAUACAAUGGCAUAUUUACGAAGAGAAGGUUGUUUGCUUCGUGGUGAACAUAAUCUUCUAGGUGAAGCGUUUCUUGUCAUGGCUUCUGCUGCUGGGAUUCAACAACAGCAAGAAGUUUUGGCAUGGUUACUUGAACCCUUGAGCCAACAGUGGAUACCAAUAGAGUGGCAAAACAAUUACCUGUCUGAACCGCUUGGUCUAGUUCGUUUAUGCUCCGAUACAGCAUUUAUGUGGUCACUUUUCCACACUGUGACAUUUUUUGAGAAAGCACUUAAGAGGAGUGGAAUGAGGAAAGGCAAUUUGAACUUACAAAACAGCUCAACAGCAAGUUCUACCCCACAUCCAAUAGCUGCUCAUCUGUCUUGGAUGCUGCCUCCUCUCUUAACACUGCUUCGUGCUAUACAUUCCCUUUGGUCACCAUCCAUAUUCCAAACAUUACCUGGAGAAAUUAAAGCAGCAAUGAGCAUGAGUGAUGUGGAGCGGUCCAGUCUUCUUGGCGGUGGGAACCCCAAAUUGUCAAAGGGUGCAUUAACUUUCAUAGAUGGAUCUCAGUUUGAUGUGAAUAAGGAAGGAUAUACAGAACCAAAUGAAGCUGACAUACGAAAUUGGUUAAAGGGUAUCAGAGACAGUGGGUACAAUGUAUUGGGCCUAUCUACUACCAUUGGAGAUCCAUUUUUUCAAUUCAUGGACAUUGAUUCUGUUGCUUUAGCUCUAAUUGAGAAUAUACAAUCAAUGGAGUUCAGACAUACAAGGCAGCUUGUUCAUUCUAUUUUAAUUCCUCUGGUUAAGUCCUGUCCUCCAGAUAUGUGGGAGGUCUGGCUGGAAAAGCUACUGCACCCGUUAUUUGUCCACUGUCAGCGAGCUCUUAGUUGUUCAUGGUCCAGUCUUUUGCAUGAAGGCCGGGCGAAGGUUCCCGAUAAUCAUGGUAUUCUCACUGGGUCAGACUUGAAAGUGGAAGUAAUGGAGGAAAAAUUGCUUCGAGAUUUAACUCGUGAGAUAUGUUUGCUCCUCUCUACUAUGGCAUCACCUGGAUUAAAUGCUACCCUUCCUAAUUUAGAACAUUCUGGGCAUUUUGGCCGUGUGGACAUGUCUUCUCUGAAAGAUUUGGAUGCAUUUGCAUCAAGCUCUAUGGUUGGUUUCCUUUUGAAGCACAAAAGCCUGGCAAUUCCAGUAUUGCAGAUUUCAUUAGAAGCAUUCACUUGGACAGACAGUGAAGCUGUGACCAAAGUUUGUUCCUUUUCUGCUGCUGUGGUUCUUCUAGCUAUAUUUACAAACAAUGUGGAAAUCCAGGAAUUUGUUUCUAGAGAUCUAUUUUCUGCAGUCAUCCGAGGUUUGGCCCUUGAGUCAAAUGCUGUUAUCAGUGCUGAUCUGGUUAAUCUCUGUCGCGAAAUAUUCAUAUAUCUCUGUGACAGAGAUACGGCUCCCAGGCAGAUUUUACUCUCCCUUCCUUCUAUUAGCCCCAACGAUUUACAUGCCUUUGAAGAAGCCUUGGCAAAGACCGCUAGUCCUAAAGAACAAAAGCAGCAUAUGAGGAGCUUGCUUUUAUUAGCUAGUGGGAACAACUUAAAAGCUCUUGCUGCUCAGAAAAGUGUAAACAUUAUAACAAAUGUUACAACGAGGCCUCGCGGUUCAGUCAAUGUGCCUGAAAAUAGAAUCGAUGAGGGGGACACCAAUCACACCAUAGGCUUGGCAGCAAUUUUGUGAUGGAUUUUCAGAUUUGGUGUUUGUACAGAAAGUUUAACCAGGAAAAAAUAAACAGAGGAGAAAAGAACAAGAAAAAGAAAAAUCUCACAGUAAUACACCAAGGUAGAUGGAAGCUUCUUUAUUUGCUAUUUAAACAGAGUUGUGCAAUCAAUUCAUCCACCUGUUGUGGUGAUCUCAAAUAGAAUUCCAUGGCACUACUCUUCUGGUUUUGUUACCAUGUAUAUUGUCCUAAUGUUUCUUUCAUCUCUUUGGCUGAUUCAAAUCAUACUAAUAUUUUUUUGGUGGU
This is a messenger RNA of Theobroma cacao (cacao), 4159 nucleotides long. RefSeq names its product ARM repeat superfamily protein. Gene Ontology annotation, cellular component: RNA nuclear export complex; nucleus; cytoplasm. Gene Ontology annotation, biological process: RNA export from nucleus; protein export from nucleus. Gene Ontology annotation, molecular function: RNA binding; nuclear export signal receptor activity. The record is from RefSeq and is a predicted model, not a curated record. Lineage: Eukaryota; Viridiplantae; Streptophyta; Magnoliopsida; Malvales; Malvaceae.